Messenger RNA from Drosophila suzukii, 830 nucleotides. RefSeq names its product no hitter (gene nht). Lineage: Eukaryota; Metazoa; Arthropoda; Insecta; Diptera; Drosophilidae. The record is from RefSeq and is a predicted model, not a curated record. Gene Ontology annotation, biological process: DNA-templated transcription initiation. Gene Ontology annotation, cellular component: transcription factor TFIID complex.
GGCGGUGUAAAAUUGCUAUAUCUUCUUAAUUUGUUAAAAACAACCAAGACUAUGUCGGCCACUGCCUUUACGGUUCCCAUACAGCCUUACGCUGGUCCGCUGCUCAUCAUCAAGGAUCUCAUCCUGCCGGACGCAGCUCCUCAGGAUUCAAGCAAGUCUGCCAAUCCAGCCAAGAAGAAGCCCCGUGCCUCCUUCUUCGACCGCAGUGGCGUCCUAAAGAAGCUGGUGAAACAUUGGACCCAGAGCAACGUGGUGGAUGAGAUCUGCUUCGAGGACCAAGAAGCCCUCUUGGAUGCUUUUCUGGCCGCCUUGGAGACCUACAUGAAAUUCGUGGUCAAGAAGACGGUAGCACUGUGCGAGCAUCGAUCGGGCUAUCACCUUUAUAACGACGAGCGCUGUAAGAUGAACAACGAUAUGAGGACCACGAUGACGUUCCUCAACGAUCUGGAGAUGGCCGACUGUGGAUCCUCGGAUGAUGAUGCCGGAUUUUAUUACAAGCGUCGAAAGCAGAAUACCGAAAAGCAGGGCAAGGGGGUGCGUUUUGAGUCUGUGAAUGACACCGCCAUGUUGGCCAUCGGUGGACGGAAGCGUCCGGCGGAAGCUCCAGUACCGGAAGGUACUCCAAGCGAUCCGGGGGCUAAAGCCCCGGUGAAGAGGCCCUUUGGUAUGCGUUUCAAGCAUCUGAGCAUAAGGGAUGUACUGCAGUUCAUGGAGGAGGACAAGCGCUACUCUCGCUCCAAUAUGCUCCACGAAGCCUAUUUGAGGUACACGACCUAAAAAUGUAUAAUCAUGGAUUUGAAAAAAUGUUAUAUUAUGCAAUUUGAAUUAAA